UUCAUUGGUUAAAAAAAUGCGAUGUAAGCCUGUUUUUUUCUGUUUACACCUGAAACAGAAGUCACGCGAAGACAGAAGAGACAACGACCAGUAGUUGAUUAUCUUUUUUAUAGUUUUGGAUAGAAAUAAAAUAAGAAAGGUCUCAACAAGAUGAUUAUCUGGGCUACGAUGUGUUGGAUAUGUAUCGGCUUUGCUGCAUCAAUGGAAGGUUUGUCUAACACGGAGGACUGGGCUUAUCAGUGGUACUCGGAUGAAUCCUUCCGGUUUCAGUGUCAUAUUUCAGGUCUUAAUGUCAGUCAAACGGACUAUGUAACCUGGCAAACACCGGAUCAAAGGAUUCUACCAAACCUUUAUAACGACACAGAGUACGAAGUAAUAAGCAAAGACAAUGUAAACGGCUUUGAACUUUUGAUAAAAAAGAUCCAUCCGAAUGUACAUGGGGUGUACUUUUGUAAAGUCUACGAUAACCAAGGACUUGCCAGGGGUCAAACGAUAUACGGACUGAAUAUCCAUGAGGCAAAAUAUCACAACAUGCUGGACAAAUACAAAAGCCAAAUCAACGUGGCUAUCAUAGCAUCAAUGGCAUUUUUCGUUAAGAUAUUAACCAUUUGUCUCGUCUGCCACUAUCAGUAUGUUACACCGGAAAUGGAAGCAAAACGCCGACAAAGAAAGACCGGGGAACCAUAUUCAGUAAGUAACGACGUGCAAAUGGCAACGAAUGGACAACUUGCAGACUCCAUGGCAUCACCGGAAUGGAAAGGCGCGUACGAAAAUCCGGAGGACUUUACACAGUUCUAGUUCAGUAAACAGUAGUUUGAAAACAUACAGUCAUAAACUUCCAUGGACACUUUCGUAGAAGCGUCCAUAAUUACAGUAAAAUCAAACAGAUGUACGUUAUUUCGACACAUGUUGGGUAUAACUUAAACUUAAAAUGGGGAAAUAUAUAAGAGUUAACUGAAUUUGAAAUGUGUGCUGUUCGUUAUAAUUACGGUGUGCCUAUGAAUAUACUAUUAAAAGCAGAAUGAUAUUC
Mercenaria mercenaria is the source of this 1030-nucleotide messenger RNA. RefSeq lists its product as uncharacterized. The record is from RefSeq and is a predicted model, not a curated record. The coding region runs from base 151 to 798 and encodes 215 amino acids. Lineage: Eukaryota; Metazoa; Mollusca; Bivalvia; Venerida; Veneridae. The transcript has 2 exons.